AUGGUUAACAAAGACUGGGAUAUUUUAAAACCAACUCUGUCGGUACCUGUUUUAAAUAGCAUUAAAAAACAAGGCUUUAAGGCUAUGACUCCAAUUCAAGCUGCGGUUAUUCCUUUACUCUUGUCGUGUAAGGAUGUUGUCGCGGAAGCUGUUACCGGUUCAGGAAAAACCUUAGCAUUCGUAGUGCCUAUGCUAGAAAUGCUGAGAAAAAAAGAAAAAGAUUCUACACUGAGAAAAGAUUUUGUAUAUGCCGUUAUUAUUUCUCCAACAAGGGAGUUAGCUACGCAAAUUUACGAGGUCAUUAAACAAUUUCUACUUGAACCUGAGGUAGCGCACAUUUCACUUUGUUGUCUUGUGGGUGGACGACCGGUUGAAGCGGACGUGGAAAACGUUAAAAAAGGAGCACAUAUUGUGGUUUGCACCCCUGGUAGAUUGCAGGACUUGUUAGCGGAGCAGAAAAAUCUUAAUUUGCCUGGACGCAUUAGAGAUUUAGAACUCCUCAUAUUAGAUGAAGCAGAUCGUCUAUUAGAUCUUGGCUUUAACAAUACACUAACAACUAUCCUCCAAUACCUGCCUCGUCAAAGGAGAACAGGUCUCUUUUCCGCUACUCAGACUAAAGAACUGCAGGACCUUGUAAGAGCUGGUUUAAGAAACCCAGUGCUGGUUAGUGUGAAGGAGAAGUCCAGUAUAAGCACACCUGUAGCUUUACAAAAUUAUUAUAUAGUUGUAGAACCACAAGACAAGUUCCUAUUUCUACUGAACUUUAUAAGAAAUCGGCAAACAAUGAAAGGCCUAUUUUUUUUACCCACAUGCGCCUGUGUGGACUACUGGGCAGACGUGUUACCAGUUGUUCUGACAGAUUUAAAAAUCUUUGCAAUCCACGGGAAAAUGAAACUGAAGAGGGCGAAGAUAUUGGAGAAAUUUCGUGGGGCUGAGAGUGCAAUAUUGUUAUGUACAGAUCUGAUGGCUAGAGGCCUUGAUAUUCCUGAAGUGGAAUGGGUCAUACAAUGGGAACCUCCCACCAAUCCAGCUGCUCUGGUACAUAGAGUGGGUCGAACAGCCCGAGGUGGAGCAGCAGGAUGUUCUUUGAUACCAUUGCUGCCCACCGAGGAUGCUUAUGUACCCUUUAUUAAAGUCAACCAGAAGGUGGAACUUCAAGAUUGGAGCCAGUCAAGUGAUCAGAUCAAGAUUACUGAUAAGCUAAGAGAUAAGGUACUGAAAAUCUUGCACAAUCAACAAAUGUCAGACAGAGGCAUUCUUGAUAAAGGAAUGCGAGCUUUUGUUUCGCACAUAAGGGCCUACUCUAAGCAUGAGUGUAACAUACUGUUACAACUCAAGGAGUUGCCGUUAGGUCACAUAGCAACCAGUUAUGGCCUCUUAAAGCUGCCACUGAUGCCUGAAAUAAAGGAAGAGCAUAAAACACAAUUUAUAGGCCCGAAUGAGAAGAUAGACUUCAACAGCAUACCAUAUAAAGAUAAGCAGAAGGAAGCGAGCAGAUUGCAAAAAUUACAAGAGUAUAAAAAGACUGGUAUAUGGCCUUCUAAGAAAAAGAAGAAAAUUGCCAAAACGCAAGCAUGGGAACAAACGAAACUACUUAAACAAGUAAAGAAAGAAAAACGAAAGAAACGAAAAGAGACGAAAACCAAAAUGGUUAAGGAGGGCAAGAAUAACAAAAAACGGAAAACGGUCACACAAGAAGAGUUAGAGGAACUAGCGGCCGACGUUGCGUUAAUAAAAAAACUAAAGAAACGAAAGAUUAAUGAUGAUCAGUUUGACAAUGCUUUCGAGAUUGGCAAAUGA
Leptosia nina is the source of this 1800-nucleotide messenger RNA. The record is from the annotation of a GenBank genome assembly. NCBI's taxonomy places the organism in Eukaryota, Metazoa, Arthropoda, Insecta, Lepidoptera, Pieridae.